Messenger RNA from Candoia aspera, 2884 nucleotides. RefSeq names its product innate immunity activator (gene INAVA). NCBI's taxonomy places the organism in Eukaryota, Metazoa, Chordata, Lepidosauria, Squamata, Candoiidae. Gene Ontology annotation, biological process: positive regulation of protein ubiquitination; adherens junction maintenance. Bases 385 to 2199 code for a protein of 604 amino acids. The record is from RefSeq and is a predicted model, not a curated record. The transcript is spliced from 10 exons.
GCUGACUUUUGCAAGAGACGUUUAAUAUAGUCCCUCCCUUUUGGUGCUAUGUGUCAGCUUGUCCUUUUGCGCCUGGAAGGAUUUGGCUCCACUGAUUCUGUUGCACUGAAAAGGUGUUGCUCACCUGCCCUGCUCCUCUGACUCAAGUCAAAACAAGUAACACAGUUUCUUUGGCACAACCAGAAUGAGGCAGUGCUGGGAAGAGAGAAGCAAGGGAUUGGAAAUGUGAACAAAAACUGCAGGCAAUUUCAGCAACUUGGAUUUUAGAAACAAACCUCAUUGAUCUUCCUCUCAGUAGCAAGUAUUUGGAAGCAAAGCCCCAUAAGCAGAAGACACUUUCCAGGUGUGUUCAUACUGUCUCUCUCCAGCAUCCUGUGUUUGGCCAUGAAGAGUAAGAGUAAGGAUGAGACCAGUGAUACAGACAGUGGCAUCAUAAUGCAGUCUGGACCUGAUAGCCCCAUGGCUGCAAUGAAGGACUUGACACAAGCCAUGAGGAAGCAGCAGAAGGCACUGGAGGAACGUCUGGAAGCCUGUUUACAAGAACUGCGAAUACUGUGUUUGCGUGAAGCGGAACUGACAGGAAGGCUUUCUUCAGAGUAUCCUCUGAAACCAGGAGAGAAGCCCCCGAAGGUCCGCCGUCGAAUUGGUGCUGCUUUCAAACUUGACGAAAAGGCUAUUCUUUCAGGAGCAGAUCCGCUGAGCACACUAGAGAGAGACCUGGCUCUGCAGCUUCAGAUUGCUGAAGCUGCUCGAUGUCUUUCCCGGGAGGAGAAUCUCACCAAGCAGGUUCGAAAGCGCCGGAAAAGUGCUGUUCUGAAAGAGGAAAAAAAACUGAAGGAGCUGGAGCAAGCCCUCAGUGAAUAUCGCCAGGCAGCCAAGCAGCCAUCCCAGCUAAAGGCCAUGGCUCCUGCCUUAGAAGGGUUCAGUGCCUCUGAUGAACAUUCCUUGUUGGAUGCUGCUCUGGGAGAAGAAGAAGUCCCUGUGGUGAAUCCUCACCUUCCAACAAAAAUUACAUCUUGGACACAAAUCCAGUCUCACCACAGUUCUUCAUCUCAGCUUUCCCCCCUUGGCUUUCUAGAAGAUUCAACUCAUCAGCUGGCUGCUGAAGUGGAGUGCUCACCCAUCCAGAAUAGUCCCUGGAAAGAGACCAGUUUAGAUAAGCCCUAUGAGAAGCCCAAGAAGUUGUUUGAGUCCAACAGCACGCUGAGCACAGCAAGCAUAAUGCCCUCACCAGCACCCAGCCCUUCCAUUAAGAGGACAGUUGAAGCACAUUUGUGCCACUUGGAUUCUCCUAGGAAGCUGGAAGUAUGGAGACAGGCUGGUUCCAGUGCCCCUCCAACACCAGAAUUCCCAGGAAGGAGAGGACAGUCUCAGCUGAUAAGGGUAUGUUCAACCCGGGAGGGUUUGGAGUCUCGUGGAAGGAGUGCUCUACCCAGACGACGACCCACCUACUAUACUGUUACUGUCCCUGAGUACUGCUUCUCUGCCUCCAAGCCCAACCCUGCUCUGAGAGCCAACUUCCACUCUGCAUCGGAAGACAGCAGUUCAGAUGUCUCCAGCAUCUCCUACACGACAUCUGCCGGCAGCAGCAGCCCUGACAUUUCCUUUCUGAAGUUGGCCUCUGUUGUGCCCAAGGAGGAGCCCAGGCGGCCGUUCCACCGCCAGGCCGGCAAGGGACAAGAAGCAGAAUACCACUGCCUGUGUCCUCAGAAGCUGCUUUCGGCGCCAGGUUUUUUUCCUGCCACAGAAUAUGUGCCCAAUAGCCACCCAACUGCUGGGAGAGAGCUCUGUCAUGGUCGGCCAUCUUUUAUCUCUGGCAGCUCAGCCCACUUUGCCUACAAGGAAGAAGCGGGGCCUGUUAGAUUCCAUAGGUCAGUUGUAUCCCACAGCAGGGUAGUUCGUACGCUAUCCCUGAAGGACUGUGUCCCUGUGGGUCCUCGAGUUCUCUCCAAGGCGGCAGUGACAGAAGAGUUAAAAUCCUGGCACGAACGGACCCGGCUGCGCAAUGCCCGUCCCCAUUCACUGGAUAGGCAAGGAGCUUUCCGUGUGCGCAGUAUGCCAGGCAGAGAACUGCAUUCUCCAUGUUCCUUGGGGCAGCAAAUUCAGGUACCUCGUGUCCAUAUCCUCAAACGCUCUCCUGAAGGAGCCCCUGUGCAGGUCUACAUCCCGGAAAAUGGAGAAAUCAUUACUCAGGUUUAGAGGUUGCUAAAUCCACCAUCCCACAGACUCUGGCAGCAUCAGCAGGCUGACUGCCUCCUAGGCCCUUGAAUUGGGGAGGGGAAAAGGAGGCCCUAAAUCAUAUCUUGACAUGUUCUUGCAUCUGCUGCUCCUGCUGUUUGGAAGAGAACCUUUGGAGCUAAUUCUGCAAGCUGUGUGAGACCAUGCUCCGCUACAUGAUACCAUGUUCCUUUGAUGAAUUGAUAUAAUGUACUAGUGACAAUUUGUGUCCUUUGUGUUGUGUGAAAUAUAGAUCACAUAACUAGGGUUUUUCUGCCUAUUUAUUCUCUUAGGUCUGUGCUGGAAACAACUUAGAGUGUCUACAGAUUAUGGAAAGAAAAUUAGUAUAGGAUUUUCUUAACAAAUUUUUAGUGAAGAGCUAUUGCUGACCACAACUUUCUUUCUUGUGGAAACAGAAUGUAUGUGUACCUGCACAAGUUCCUUCCCAAUUGCUAGAUUAGCCUUCUUUGUUCCUAAAGAAAGCUAUCUGAUGCAGCCAAUGGUCUGCCUGUGUGUACUUCAUGCCCCUCCUCUAUUUUUCCACCUUUCUAUAGACUGCUGUAAUUCAUAAAUCUUGCUAUCUCUGUGGAUCUGUGUGUGAAUCCUUAUUUUCAGUUUUAAUGGAAUUUUGUAUUAAAAAAAGUCCAUUUUGAUGGAUGAAAUAUAA